Molecule: messenger RNA, 420 nt
Organism: Penicillium brevicompactum
Lineage: Eukaryota; Fungi; Ascomycota; Eurotiomycetes; Eurotiales; Aspergillaceae
Product: transcriptional coactivator p15/PC4 family protein
Exons: 2
Coding region: 1-420 (139 amino acids)
Biological process (GO): positive regulation of transcription initiation by RNA polymerase II
Molecular function (GO): transcription coactivator activity; DNA binding
Source: RefSeq, a predicted model, not a curated record
AUGACAUCCCGAAAGCGCGCGUCAGAAUCAGACACAGGGCCCGAAGGCAAGAAGGCCAAAGUCACUGCUAGCCAAACCGACUCCAAUGGAGAUCGCUAUUGGGAAAUCUCCAAGAUGCGCCGCGUGACGAUUUCCUCCUUCCGUGGUAAAACCCAGGUGAAUGUUCGAGAAUACUACGAAAAGGACGGACAACAACUACCUGGCAAAAAGGGGAUCUCCAUGCCAAUGGAUCAAUUCUCUGCCUUGGUCUCCCUGCUGCCCGAAAUUGAAGAUGCACUGAAGCAGAAUGGAGAGACUCUGCCACGACCUAUCUAUUCGGGAGAGACCCAGUCUGGCCAAGGCGAACAGGAAAUGGGAGACCAGAGCCCGUCGAAGCAAAACAUCGAUGCAACAAGUGACGAGGACGAGGACGAGAAGUAG